AUGGGCUCUUACGUUCACGGAGACCCGAACGAGCCGGUUAAAGUCGCCGUCGUUCAAUCUGAACCAUGCUGGUUCGAUAUCGAGGCCGCAACAAACAAGACCUGCGACUUCAUCGCUGAGGCUGGUGGCAACGGCGCGAGGCUCAUCGCGUUUCCCGAGCUGUGGAUUCCCGGGUAUCCCAACUACAUCCACGCCAAGACGGAGAAGGAAAACUUUCCCUACAACCUCAAGUACUACCGCAACUCUGUCGACGUCGAAUCGAAGCACAUGGAACGGAUUCGCAUGGCUGCCAGGGCCGCCCAGAUCAUGGUCGUCAUUGGCAUCUCGGAGCGUCACCGGGGCAGUCUGUACAUGGCGCAGACGUUCAUCGGCCCGGAUGGGAGCAUUCUUCUGCACAGAAGGAAGUUCAAGCCCACGGCACAGGAGAGAAUCCUGUUUGGCGAUGCGUCGGGUGAUUGCGCCACCAACGUUGUUGCUACCCUCAUUGGCCGAGUCGGAGGGCUUCAGUGCUUCGAACAUUUCCAACCGCUCCUCAAAUACAACACGUACUUCCAGGGGGAACAAAUCCACGUGGCUUCCUGGCCGAACCUAUUCCCGCCCGUCGGGACGAUGCCUUUCUUCAACACCGUUGAGCCCUGCACCAUGGCGACGCACACCUUGGCCGUCGAGGGCGCGACCUUUGUCCUCCUUGCCUCUUCAACGCAAACCGAAAAGGGCCUCCUAGCCAACGGACUGAUUCCCGAACCGAACGCCAAUAUUCCGUCGUCGUUAUCAGACGGUCCUGGCGAGGAGCUGCCGCACACCGCAGUCAUCGGGGGAGGGUUCUCAGAGAUCAUCGCGCCGGACGGACGCACUCUUGUGAAAGCGCCCAGCGCGACCUAUGACGGUCUCCUAUAUGGCGAGCUCGACUUUGACGAGAUCUACACUGCCAAGAGCAUCGUCGACACCGUGGGGCAGUACUCCCGCCCAGACAUAUUCACGCUGCAGGUCAGGGGCGAGGUGCGCCGGCACUGUGAAUACGACCAAGUCGGUGAGUUUGCUCACGCGGCGAGGUUUCCGAAUCUGCCGACGGCCCAAAGUGACUGA
Molecule: messenger RNA, 1086 nt
Organism: Colletotrichum destructivum
Lineage: Eukaryota; Fungi; Ascomycota; Sordariomycetes; Glomerellales; Glomerellaceae
Product: Putative nitrilase/cyanide hydratase, carbon-nitrogen hydrolase
Exons: 3
Coding region: 1-1086 (361 amino acids)
Molecular function (GO): catalytic activity
Source: RefSeq, a predicted model, not a curated record